This is a messenger RNA of Varanus komodoensis (Komodo dragon), 4366 nucleotides long. It is a transcript of the gene CUNH1orf216, whose product is annotated as chromosome unknown C1orf216 homolog. Lineage: Eukaryota; Metazoa; Chordata; Lepidosauria; Squamata; Varanidae. The coding region runs from base 34 to 1122 and encodes 362 amino acids. The record is from RefSeq and is a predicted model, not a curated record. The transcript is spliced from 2 exons.
CGCCGCCGCCGCCGCCUCGGAAGCGGGCCGUCCAUGACGCUUUCCUGCCCGGCUGCCCUCUCCGUCCCAUUUCCGUCCUCCGCAAGCUCCGCGCAGCAACGGGGCCCCGCUGGCCCGGCUCGGCUCGGCCCGGCCCGCCCGCGGCUUCCUUCCAGGCUGCAGCGCUGCGAAGGUGCACAGAUGUUUGCCAUGUGCCAGCCGGAGUUGCCACUCAACCCUCUGUUCAGUGAGGUGAAGGGAAACUUGCAGCUAGACAUGACUUGCCUUGGUGGAAUGGACUGUCAACCAGACAACAACCUCAACUUCAUGGGUGAAGAGCCCUAUGACAGCAAUGAAAAUUGGAGCCAAUCCAUGCAGGGGAAACUAGAGCAGGGGGGCGACAAUGCAGGCAAGGCAUCCGAUCACCAAAUGGUUGUCUUACACAAUCUGAAAGAAAAACGCGGACAUCAGGGUGUCCCCCAGGGUCUGAAAUCUGACAGCAUGUUCCUUGCCUCUGAAGAGGAGGAGGAAGAGGAAGAGGAGGAGGAAGAGGAGGAGGAGGAGGAAGGAGAGAAGGAGGAAGGGGAGGAGGAGGAAGGGGAGGACAUCCGCAGACCUCCAGAGGGUGCUGAAGUCAGUGGUGUGGAGCACGAAAAUGCUUCCAGCGAGGCAGGGAUAAAAGAAGGUAGGAAGCCGGCCAGCUCCCCACUAGAAGACAAUGGUUAUGCCAGCAGUUCACUAAGCAUCGAUAGUCCUGACAGUGGAGGCACCAGUGCUUGGGACACGCCCACAGCUGCACCUGAAGACUGGAAGGGUCCCCUGGAACCACAGUCCCUGGGUGCUGAGCCUGAAAGCCCUUCUGGUUCUGAGACCCUCUUCCCAGCUUUGGCUGAGGCUUUCCAGAACCUCCAGGAAAAGAAGGCAUUCAAAGAGUGGGAGAAACAGAAGCACCAUGUCCACCUGGUGAUGUACCGCCGCCUGGCUUUGCUCCGCUGGAUCCGCAGCCUCCAGCAGAAGGUGGUGGACCAGCAAAACCGGCUUCAGGAUAGCUUCGACACCAUCCUUGACAACCGCAAAGAACUCAUCCGGUGUGUCCAGCAGGGCAUGGCAUGCCCCAAGAAUGCAGCUCAGGGAGAAUUGUGAAGAUCAUGCCUCUCCCCCAGAUUUUUGGUGGGUCCUGCAGUCCUUCGCUUGGCCGCCUGAGUGCCCUACAGAUUUUCCUAUCUGCCUGUAUCCUGCAUGGGCAGCUUGCUUUUUUAAUGUUUGGUGUUCUUUCUCCAGUAUACCAGAACAUCACCAGCCCAUUAAAUGUGAGCACCCCAAGCCUAGCAAGUAUUUAUGUGCAGAUGUGACUUUUCACCAUGAUUUACCCUUCUCAUUGUGGUGCAUGGCUUCUGCUGGUGAAUGUGAAUGCAGUGUGUAACAGAGCAGAGCAAGGAGCAUGUCAGACCCUGUGUCUCAUGGCCAUGGAGAGAGCACAGAACAAGCAUUGGCAAACAUACUUCGAUGCCAGUUGCUGGGCAGCAGGGGAAGCUCAAAUCAGGAACCCUCCGGCCUGCACCCUGUGCCACUGCUCCAAGGAAGGAAUGUGCCACUUAGCUCAAGCAAAGACAGAGAUCCUCUAGAACCAAAUCUUCGUGAUCCGAAGUGCAGCGUGAAGCGAGAAGGUCAUUGCCACACCACUGCCUGUGAGCCAGCUUCUAGAUCAGUGAUACUUUCAGGAUCUGGACAACUUAUUUGUUGAGGAACUCCAGGAGGCUGUUGUGCUGUGCUCCAAAUCGUGUUCCUGGCGUCUGGAGACUUUGCCUCCCGACACCCCCCGCCCCCCGCUGGUUCCUCGUCCUGUCCUGUUGGGUUCCCAACUCCAGGAGCUGUGUUGCCUUGGUUUCCUGUGGAGCCUCUCUGUCCCACUCCACCUCUUCUGUGUUCAUGUGUUUGCAGCUUCUUCAGCCAUCAGGAUCUGAUCCUGCUGGCACGGAGUAACCAAGGAGGGUCCAGAGCUGUUUAAAAUGAUCAAGAAACAGGUAGUUCUUGUGGUUCUUUCUCCAGUUUUCCAUUGUUUAGCCCAAAUAGGUUUAGCUUUUAGAGUACGUAUGAAUAAGGAUUAUGCACAUCUGAGAAAAAAACCAGACUUUCCAUGUAGUUGGAAUGCAACCUUAUUCUGACUUCUUUUAUUUAUUUUUUAACCAAAAACAGCCCUUAAGUGGAGGAGCAACAGAAAGGGAAGGGGCUGUGGAACCCUUUCCUCUCAUGCCGUUUUCCCUCUCAAAAUCACCCACGAGAGUGGGAGAGAUCCAGGCACCCCUCUUCCUUGUAGCUCUCAGUUCCUGCCCUACUCACUUAAUAUGCCCAUUUUAACAAGUGUGCCAUGUUGCAUCUCUCUCUGCACUUUACAUCUACUCUAAUCAAACUCAGUAAAAAAAAUCCCUACCUUUUCCAGAGAAGGUACAAUAAUCUCAGUAAAUGUAUAUAAAAAUUAUCCAAAAAAUCUCAUUCCAAUUGCAGAAUACUGGUUUUCUGAUUAUAAAGCAUAGCAACAGUAUUCUAUUUUUGGUUCUAAAACAUUCCUGUGUGGCAUUUGGGAGCAGGACUAAUAGAACCCUGGUGGCUUUAAGAUGGUAGAGCUAUUGCUCUGAAUGUCUUGCCUAACACUAUACCAAAAAUACUAUUAUAUAGUAUCAUGUUUUGAGGAGCUAUCCACCCAACUGCAGACGUGCAAAACAAUUGUAGUGAAGGAUCUACCAGUAGGGUGCCAUGCCCUGGUGGGUGAAUGGGGGCACGUCUUGUGGCCGAAUGCCCAUAAAGGCCGUGGGUUUGUGCCUCUCUCACGGGCUGCUUCUUGCCAAAGAAGCAGGCAUGCACCCAGCCUGUGUUUCUGUGUGUCAGAAACCAAAUGGCUUUUAGGAGAACAGCUUGGACAUGUCUUGUCUGCUUUAGAAGAAUGGCAAAGAUGCCUCCUCUUGCUGUCUAAAAUGCCUUUGCAAUGUGUGAAAAUCUUGGACAGCACAUGUCCCAUCUGGCCAAAAUGGUGUCAGUACAGCAAACUGGCUGAGGGUUUUUGGUUUGGCAUGCCGGGAAGUGGCUCCUUCCUGCUGGUCUUUCUGGACAUUUUCAGUACAGCUGCCCAAGGUGCCAAGGACGAGCCUGUCUUUUGACAUAAGGAGGUGCACAUGAAGUAGGCUGAGAGAGUGCUCAUUGGGGCCAAUACUGCCCAUGGGUGACUUACUCGGCCCUCGGCAAAUGGUGCGAGACGUGCCACGAAGUCAAGAGCACCCUCAGUUAAAGAGAAACAUCUCCUUUUUAAAAUGGCACCAAGCUGCACUCUCUUAUUUGGACAGGAAUUUCCACCCUUGAUGGCUUUGCAGCCCUGCAGAAUUUAGGGUCACACAUGUGCAUUCCCACCCCAUGUAGGAAGAGGCACUUCCUGUCCCCUUAUUACCCCCUCGGCUUACCUCCUCCCAAUAAAGUUUAAUGGUCAAGCUUCUUCUGUUGUGGUUCAUAUGCUAUGACCACAGGAAUCUCCAAACAGGAAGGAAUGCAGGAUUUGGGAGCAAACAGGAAGCAAAUGGGCAAAAGCACGGGGUGCAGAAACCCAGGACUUGAGAUUGCUGCAACCUGCUUCGCUAUGGGAAGAAAGUGUUUUCUUAGCAUGCGUUGUAAAGCAUCUGGGAGGAAUCAGAAGCUUAAGUUCUUGGCCCUUGUUUGACAAUAUUCAGCUUGCCAAUUGACUGAGGAUUUUUGUUUGAAUGCUGCUGCUCCAUUCUGGACUGGUGAAAUGUCAGCUUCUGCAACCUGUAAGUCAAGAAUGAGCAUCUGGUGGCCCUCCAGAUGUUUUGGCCUUGCCCCAGCUAGCAUAGUCACUGGGGAGCCCAGCACACCUGGAGGGCACAAGCUGCUCACCUAAUUCCAGUCUGUAAAAAUGACCUCAUACCGAUGGUGUAUGGACACGCAUACACACAGAAUGUAAGUCUUGGUGCCAUAUCGGGAAAUGCAGAUACUUUUCAAAUUGAAAAAGAAAAGGCAAAGCAUCUGCUAGGCUGAAGAAAAUGGAGACUGUUAUGUGACCGGCAUCGGGAAGGGAUUUUGAUGUGAGAUGCUUUUGUGUAUUUUUUUACAGAAUGAAUUUAUUACAUAGUAGAACAUAUUUAUAUUGGCGGACUUGGGAGGUCAUCUGGAUUAGCACUACUGCCUGGCAGUAGUAACUGGGUGGGAACUUCAGUCAUGGAUUUUAAACAGGAAUCGACGCAGUGAAUGUGGGUGACAAAGUAUUCAAUCUGCUGUUGUGACUUGCCCAGAGGGCUUCGGCUCUUGGGUUGUAUUGAAAUAGUACUGUUCAGGUUAUCAUAUAAUUGUGAUAAUAUGUUAAUUAUAAUAUAUAGUAAUGCUC